Molecule: messenger RNA, 690 nt
Organism: Spodoptera littoralis (African cotton leafworm)
Lineage: Eukaryota; Metazoa; Arthropoda; Insecta; Lepidoptera; Noctuidae
Source: the annotation of a GenBank genome assembly
AUGCGGGUGAAAUCGCAGGUGGAUAACUCUUUGAAUGAUAUUGCAUUUAAUGUCGUAAAAAAUUUAUUAGCAAUUGUUGUCAGUCGUCAGGAACCGGAAAAUAGAUGUCUAGACUGCUACAACGGGUGCAGCAGCAGGCAACGCGAACGGUGCGGCGGCAUACCGGGCGAAUGGUGCGGUGUACGCGGCAGCUACUGGCGCGCUGUAUGCCAGACGGGCUGCCGGGGCGGUGUACGCUGCAGUGUAAGCGACAGGAGCGGUGUAGCGUGCAGCGACCACGGGAGCAGCAGCGACUGGAGCAGCUGCGAGACGAGCUGGCGCAGGCACAACGGGAGCUGCAGCUACCAAAGGUUCUUUGCGCACCACCGCGUUGAAACCGUUCACGGAGUCAGCUGUGUAGUCAACUACUCGGCGAGUGCCAUCAGAGUCCACCAGAGAGUAUUGACCCUGCACCAGGUCUCCAUUGCGCUGCUCGCUCUGACUCUUGUAGUCUCCGGUGAGAGAGUCAGCCACGUUGUAUCCGAAAUUGUACUGUGGGAGGGGGUCGAACUCCUCAAGCCUGGCAGCGACAGGGGCAGCAGCGACGAUGGGCUCCGCGACAAGCGGAGCAGCCACAGCUGGAACCACACUGGCGCGGGCCACAGCCACCACGCAUGCGAGGAUGACGAACUUAAAGGCCAUUUUUGUUGA